AACAAACCGUGGGGUCAAACGAAGACGGGGAGGGACGGGGCGACCUUCACAUUGCCUCAAGAUUUCCCCCAAGACAUAAUUCUUUUUUCCUUCCAAUUAUAUUCUAAGCGCAUUCCUCACUAAUAAUGGCUCACGAUUUUGCGCCGUUAACCAACGAUCUGAUCCUAAGGACAGCAAGAGGUGAGGAUGUAGAACGCGCGCCAAUAUGGAUCAUGCGUCAAGCUGGUCGGUAUCUACCCGAAUACCACGAAGCCAAGGGCAAACGUGACUUCUUCGAAUGUUGCCGAGACCCCGAGGUCGCCUCAACCCUGACUCUGCAGCCCAUUGAGCGGUUCGCCGGCCUGCUAGACGCCUCAAUCAUCUUCUCCGACAUCCUCGUCGUACCGCAGGCCCUGGGAAUGAUCGUCGAGAUGGUAGAUAAGAAGGGGCCACACUUCCCGGAUCCGUUGAGGUCGCCCGACGAUGGUCAAUACUCCAAGGUCCUCAACAAGAAUGUUGAUGUCGCGGCUGAGCUGGAUUACGUAUAUAAGGCGAUAACCUUGACGAGGAAGAAGUUGAAAGGCCGUGUGCCGCUAAUUGGCUUCUGCGGUGCUCCCUGGACUCUCUUUUGCUAUAUGGUCGAAGGAGGUGGUACGAAGCUGUUCAUCGAGAGUAAGAAGUGGAUUUACCGACACCCCGAGGAAUCAAAGGCCUUACUUCAGAAGAUAUCAGAGGUCUGCGUGGAAUACCUAGCGCUGCAGGUCAAAGCAGGCGCUCAAUUGGUUCAAGUCUUCGACUCGUGGGCAGGGGAGCUCUCACCCUCGACAUUCAAGAAGUUCAGUGAGCCUUACCUAGCUUACAUCUCGGAGAAUUUACCGAAGAGGCUGGCGGAGCUGGGCUUAGAGCGUGUGCCCAUGAUUGUUUUCGCUAAGGGAGCCAAUUUCGCACUAGACUCGGUUUGCAAUCUAGGCUACGACGUUGUGGGUUUGGAUUGGCAGAUCGACCCGGCUGAGGCCGUCAAGAUCCGGGGAAACAGGCGGAUUGUCUUUCAGGGGAAUGCGGACCCGGGAGUUUUGUACGGGACAAGAGCGUCCAUAUCUGAGACGGUAGGGGAAAUGGUUAAAGGUUUUGGGGGCGGCAAGAAGGGCUGGAUUGCCAAUCUUGGUCACGGUAUCACACCAUUGGUGAACCCGGAAGAUCUAAAGUUCUAUCUACAGGAAAUCCAGCGAUUGACUAGUAGGUAACGAAGCCCUCUAGAAUCUACUUUAUGAGCUAGCGAAUCUAGAUGCCCUAAAGAGAGAGAAAAAGGUUACCUAUUGAUCUGGAAAGCUUCUGUCCAGGUCUAUUCCGCUCCUAAUUGCUGUUAGAACACUAUGCUUCAUAAAAGCAAAUAAAUUAGUGUCAAGGUUUCAACUUUC
Messenger RNA from Daldinia loculata, 1397 nucleotides. Its product is annotated as uroporphyrinogen decarboxylase. The transcript is spliced from 3 exons. The record is from RefSeq and is a predicted model, not a curated record. NCBI's taxonomy places the organism in Eukaryota, Fungi, Ascomycota, Sordariomycetes, Xylariales, Hypoxylaceae. Gene Ontology annotation, cellular component: cytosol. The coding region runs from base 126 to 1223 and encodes 365 amino acids. Gene Ontology annotation, biological process: heme biosynthetic process. Gene Ontology annotation, molecular function: uroporphyrinogen decarboxylase activity.